Messenger RNA from Suillus paluster, 1172 nucleotides. Its product is annotated as major facilitator superfamily domain-containing protein. Gene Ontology annotation, cellular component: membrane. NCBI's taxonomy places the organism in Eukaryota, Fungi, Basidiomycota, Agaricomycetes, Boletales, Suillaceae. Gene Ontology annotation, biological process: transmembrane transport. The transcript has 8 exons. Gene Ontology annotation, molecular function: transmembrane transporter activity. The coding region runs from base 255 to 923 and encodes 222 amino acids. The record is from RefSeq and is a predicted model, not a curated record.
GCCAACGCUGGUCUUGUACUUUUGUGCGAAUAAGUACGUUCUUUCUCGAAUAACAGCAUAUCUAACGGAUCGCGCUAGCCUUCUACUACACAAAAGCGGAGUAUGGUUCUCGAAUUGCAUAUUGGUUUGGAUUCGCGACGAUCGCAGGAGCAUUCAGUGGGCUCAUUGCCUUUGGAAUUCAGCACGCAAAAGUGUCGGUUGCGAAUUGGAGACUGUUAUUCAUUGUUGAGGGUGUUCCGACGAUACUGGUUGGGAUGGUUUGUAUGUUUGCCUUGCUAGAUAGACCAGAGUCUACUCAUUCUCUCAAUGCCAUUGAGCGAAAAUUGGCCUUGGUGCGUACGAGCAGGGGCACAAGUGGAGAUGUGGGUAAAGUGAUCAACAGGAGACACGUACUUGCCGCCAUUUUGGAUUGGAGGGUAAGCGGCGUGAUCUUUCUUCUCUGCACUAUGUUUGGGGUGCUUUAUUUCGGACUAUUUUGUGCUUCUGGAUCUAUCGGAGCCUUCCUGCCAACGAUAAUCGCUACCAUGGGUUACGCGAAUGCGUCGGCACAGUUACUGACCGUACCGCCGUAUACAGUGGCCACGGUCGUUCUUGUCUCAAUGGCAUAUACAUCGGAUAGACUGCAAAGCAGGGGGCCAUUCGUUUUCGCUGCCUGCAUCUUGGGUGCAGCAGGCUAUGUGUUACUAUUGUGUUUUCCUCACCAUCAGCGUAUCCGUUACUUUGCCGUGUUUUGUGCAACUACUGGCGCUUAUUCUGGAAUUGGACUCAGUAUGGCUUGGUUCACUCACAAUCUUGGCUCUGAAUCGAAAAGAGCUACUGGAAUUUCCUUGUGUGGAGCGAUUGGACAGGGAGGGAGCAUCUUGGGUUCGCACUUAUAUCCGCUCACUGAACAGCCUGAGUACAGGCGAGGAUUAAUUGGUUAGUAAGAUUCCUUCUCACUGAGAUGGCUGGUCUUAUGGUCUUCAAGUUUCAGGGUCUCUACUCCUAGUUUCUGCACUUUGUGCCCUGUUACUGAGUGUUGGCCGAAUGAUUCCUUCCCUCAUGGUCGAGCGCUAAACACCUUCCACUUCAGAUAUCUUACCGUUGGGACAACAAGCAACGAGAUAGACAGGUUGACUGCCAGAUCAUCGAUUUAGAUGCCAAGGUCGAUACAUCAGAGCAAGCGGAUAAGG